UGUAUUUGAAAAGUCGAUGUUUCUUGCAGAACUAACUUAGACAAACAUAUAACGUGAUUGUUAGUUGUAUUGAUAACAUCUACCUGUGUGUAUUAUAAAUUUCAAUGUGACAUGUUAAUAUUGGGUGAUAUUUGUGUCAGAUUAGACUAAAGGUACCAAAGAAUAGAGCCAUACACCCUCAGCAGCAGAAAUGUUAUAUAGAUAAUUUGUUGAAAUUUAUUGCAGUGGUCAUCUUGUGACAUUACCUCUAUAUUGCGAUAAACAUAUAUUUAAGAUCUACAUAAACCAACAUGGCUGAAAACACAGAUACAAUUCUGUGUAGCAUUUGUUUAAAUGACUUUAAAGAACCCAAAAUUCUAGAUUGUAAGCACAGCUUUUGCUUAAUCUGUCUGGAGGAUUACAUAGAGAAGGUUACAACUGAUAACCACUUCCCAUGCCCACUUUGUCGCCGCGAUAUCACUCUUCCCGGUGAUGGUGUAAAUGAAUUCAAAACCAAUGAUCAUCUUGAAAAGGAGGAUAUUCCAAAAUGUGAUGCAUGUAAAAGUGGAAUUUCCUCUGAAUUUAGAUGUGAAGAUUGUCAUCAGUAUUUGUGCAGCACUUGCAGAAAGGUUCACGACACCCUUACAGUAACCAACAAUCACGUGGUAGUUGAAUAUACUAAAUGUUUAGAGAAAGAAAAUCGAUAUUACACGGAUCCAGAGAAUCCAAGCGGAGAUAACCCAGAACCCACAAUUAAAGAUUUCUGCUCCAUCCACCAUGACAGGAUACCAGAUUAUUAUUGCAAACAAUGUAUGGUAGGAGUGUGCUGCCGAUGUGUUGUAGCAAAUCAUAAUGGACAUAGUUUCGAAGAUUUACUAGAUGAAAAGAUCCAUGAUGAGACUAGAGAGGAACUGAACACAUUAAAAGAUUCUGUGGAAACACAACUUAAAGACCUUCAGAACUAUUCGGAUUCCCUGGCGAGGAUUGUAACUGAUAUUAACCUAUCUUCUAAAGUCUCAUGUAGAAAUGUGGACAAGCAGGUUAAGGAUUUAUGUUCUCUUGUCAAAAAGCUUGGUGAAGACAUGAAGGAUAAAAUCCAGAAGUCUCGCCAAGACCAACUAAAGAAAUGCACAGAAAAACUCGAAGAGUUGAAGACAAUGAUCGAGAAUUUAAAGACCAGUGUUCAUUGUUUUGAGAGUGUACUAGCUGAUGAUUCGACAGUUGAAGGGUUGAAAUGGAUCUCGCAAGUAAAAAAGGAAAACGAAGACACUAGUUUAGAACCAUUUAAGUUACCAGUUGUGACGUACACUUGGUUUGAAGAAGAAAUUAUUGAUGACAGAAUCUUAGGAGAACAACUUGGUAUCUUAGAGAAUCUAGAUGGACCAACAUUUAGAAGUAGUUUUACCGUGGGUAGACCGAAGAUGAUGGAUGUGGAUAUAUACGGGGAUGAGUAUUAUAUCCAAGGUAUACCUUGUCGCAUUAAUGUUGUGAAAGAGGGCAAAAGCAGAGGUCUUGGUAUUCAUCUCUACGUGUAUAUUUCUCAAGACUCAAAUAUUAAAUCUUGCAAGUUUAAAUGGUCAGCAAAGCUUUUUAAUCAGACGAAUAAAUAGCACUCGACAGUAAGAAAGGAGAGUAAUGAGGGUCGUUCGUAUACAUCUACUGUCUCUAGCUGGGGUUGGAACAAUUUUAUAAAACUAAAAACAUUUGCAGAUGAACGGAAUGGCUUUGUAGAUAAAGACGGGGUAUUUUUCAUACAAAUGACUGUUAAAAUGAUUGAGUCUGAACGUUUUAACAACGUCAUAUUUAAAAUAACUUCAAGUUAAACUCUAUGAAAAGGAUUAAAGUAUUUACAUCACUUAAAUAUAAAUUUAAACCACAGUAUUAUUGUAAUGGAUCGGUGUAUUUGUCUCAGAUGAUGAGUAUAGUCUUUAUUGACACCCCCACCUUUAAAUUUGUCCUAUAUUGUCAUUGCAUAAUGAUAACCUUGUUGUAUUUAAAGGAGCGGUCACGGAUAUAUUUUAGUUGUUUUUGCUCGAACACGGCACUACGACCUACUCUAACAUCUAAUUCCAAGGGUUCUUUUACGUGUACGCCAAUCUGUACACGGGACCUUGCUUUCGCCUAUAUCCGUUUUCCCUUGCCAAGCCCUCCAUCCUGCAUCACUGACAAUAGGGCACGACGUCGGUCAACACAGGCCGAAAAUGAGAACACUUGCGAGCCAACGUCUUACUCAUUGAGCCACCGUGACUCCAUAUUGUUUGAUAGUAUAUUAUUGUCUAUGUAUAUAAAGUUUAUAAUCGUU
This is a messenger RNA of Patella vulgata (common limpet), 2281 nucleotides long. Its product is annotated as E3 ubiquitin-protein ligase TRIM71. Lineage: Eukaryota; Metazoa; Mollusca; Gastropoda; Patellidae. Gene Ontology annotation, molecular function: zinc ion binding. The transcript is spliced from 2 exons. The coding region runs from base 291 to 1589 and encodes 432 amino acids. The record is from RefSeq and is a predicted model, not a curated record.